AUGGCUUCUACAGAUUCGCGGCAUUUUGGACCUGUUCCACUUGGACUAGUUCAAAUUCGACUUACUCUCCGCAUCUGGCCAGUCUCCAGGUUUGGUUGGCUGUCAGAUCACUGGUUUUGGGAGUCGGAAGAAGACUUGAAGCGAAACACUAAAGCUGAUGUCCCAAAAUCGAAAUUUUAUCCUCGUUCUUAG
Molecule: messenger RNA, 192 nt
Organism: Ostertagia ostertagi
Lineage: Eukaryota; Metazoa; Nematoda; Chromadorea; Rhabditida; Trichostrongylidae
Source: the annotation of a GenBank genome assembly